Messenger RNA from Punica granatum (pomegranate), 1374 nucleotides. Lineage: Eukaryota; Viridiplantae; Streptophyta; Magnoliopsida; Myrtales; Lythraceae. The record is from RefSeq and is a predicted model, not a curated record.
CUUCUUCCUCCUCCUCACCACAAAAAUGAUUGAUGAACUAAACAGAACUGAAUUACCCACAAAUCAUUUUUGCUCUCUUCUUUCUUGUUUCAAAAAAUUGGAUCUUUUUCCACUUGUCGUCUUCCCCUUCAAGCUCCUGUCAAAAUCCCACAUCCCAAAUCUCCGAGUUCACCAUUUUAACGACGACUCCUCUUCUUAUCAGCAGAAAGAAUAUCUAAAGGGGUCCGCUCUGCUCAGUAAACAUCGUCUCUGGGCGGCUCCUGUAUGCCCAAUUCAGCCAUAAACAGUACAGUUGGAGCAGGUUCAUCUUCCAUGUCUCGCGUAGCUUCGAGUCCUCUGGGUCUCCACAGGUUCAGACCUUCUUCUCGUAACCUUCAGUCGCCAGUUCUCGUAAAUGUGAAAACUUCAAGGCAGAAGUUUGGCAUGAGCAUGGCUCGGAGGCUUCGAAGCAUUGCUUGUCAGACGAACCCGACGCCGACCUCGACCCCGAGUGAGGAAGCUUCCUCCACUGAAAAGUCGCUUCUCAAGCCUUCUUCACCCGAUGACAGUAGCAAAGAAGCUGCGACGUCUUCCUCGGACGAUGGGCUUCCUCAAAUGCCCGACAAAAAUCUCAACAGACGAAUAGCAGCAGUUUCUGCUGUUGCAGCAGUUGGACUUUUCUUAUCAUCACGAUUAGAUUUUGGUGUUUCUUUGAAAGACCUCUCUGCUGCUGCAUUGCCCUAUGAAGAGGCUCUCUCAAAUGGGAAGCCCACGGUGGUGGAGUUCUACGCAGAUUGGUGUGAAGUUUGCCGAGAAUUAGCUCCUGAUGUGUACAAAGUGGAGCAGCAAUACAAGGACCGUGUGAAUUUUGUGAUGCUGAAUGUGGACAACACGAAGUGGGAGCAGGAGCUUGACGAGUUCGGGGUCGAAGGCAUCCCACACUUUGCGUUCCUCGACAAGGAGGGGAAUGAGGAGGGCAACGUUGUGGGGAGGCUCCCGAGGCAGUAUUUGCUCGAGAAUGUAGACGCCCUUGCCCGGGGGGAAUCAACUGUGCCCCAUGCCCGUGUGGUGGGGCAGUACUCCAGCACCGAGGGACGGAGGGUCCACCAAGUCGCUGACCCGAGGAGUCACGGAUAGUCAAAUCUCCACUAAUAUUUGCUCGACCAGCAGUUCUCAAGCUUCACUGCAGAUAUUGUGUAUCAUGAAUUGGAAAUUGGAUUUGCAAUGCAUCAUUUUGGUGCCGGGGUCGGAAAAUUGCGGCUUGCCUGUAUACAUGUUGCGAGUUUCAGAUUAGUGAAUCGUCCCUAAGAAACUGAAUCAUUUCCAAAGACUACUGGAAGUUGUCAACUUGUCCAAAGAUUACUGCAAAAGAACGAUGAUUGAUCUUUUCAUCCA